UCCGUCUGCGCGUCCCGACUUCCUGCUCUGAGGCAGGAGAGAGAAAAGCUGCGGAUCCGCUUUCAGACAGCGGGGCAGCAGCAGCAGCAGCAGCAGCAGCAGCAGCAGCAGCAUGGAGCCCCGACACAACACACACGCUCUGCUUUAAGAGCCAAACUCCCACGACACGCGCGGACAGACGCACAGAAAGAGAGAGAGAGAGAGAGAGGAGCAGCGGCCGUUCACAGCUGGUAGCAGAACCCCCGGUGUCUGUGUCGUCAUGGAGAGCUCCAUCACCCUCUGGCAGUUCCUGCUCCAGCUGCUGCUCGACCAGAGCCACAAACAUCUCAUCUGCUGGACGUCCAACGAUGGAGAGUUCAAACUGCUCAAGUCCGAGGAGGUGGCCAAACUGUGGGGGCUGCGAAAGAACAAGACCAACAUGAACUACGACAAGCUGAGCAGGGCGCUGCGCUACUACUACGACAAAAACAUCAUCAAGAAGGUGAUUGGUCAAAAGUUUGUCUACAAGUUUGUCUCGUUCCCUGAGAUUCUGAAGAUGGACCCUGCAGUUGUGGAGUCGGGUCGCAGUGGCGAGGAGGUUGGGGGGACGACGUCAGAACCUGAAGCUGAAGAGGAGGAUCGGACUGACAGAAACCAGUAUCGCCACUCCAACUUAUACUCCUCCUUCACCAUCAGCUCCCUGCAGCACGCUUUAGACCAGCAGCGGCCAAUCAAACAGGAGCCCAGAUGCGAGGAAAGCUCCUCCGUCAUCCGGUUCGUAACCAACGGCGGCCACUCGUCCCUUCCUCCAACACCACCUCCAUCCAUGACAGACAGCCCAAAUUCCUCCGUGCUGUCCCCUCGGUUGGCCAUCUCUUCGUCCCCAUCCCAAAGCCCCGCCCACAUACGGGCAAGGGGGCAGAGCCUUAGCGCUGAUACUGAAGAUGUCGAAUGUAGCGCUCAACCUUUAAACUUGUCAUCUGGUCAGAGGGAAAGAGAGAAGCUAUGGUGCACACGAACACCAGAGAGGAGGGGGUUGGCCAACAAUAACCCUUCAAAAGGCAGAAAACCCAAAGGUUUGGAAAUCUCUGCUUCUCCUCUUCUCCUGACAGGAAGUGACCUCGUCUCCAUUGCCCUCAACAGCCCGGCGCUGCCCUCUGGGUCUCUUACCCCCGCCUUUUUGACCACACAGACUCCAUCUGGUCUGUUGCUAACUCCCAGUCCUCUGCUGUCCAACAUCCAUUUCUGGUCCGGUCUGAGUCCAGUGGGACCUCUGAGCCCAGCCCAACUGCAGAGCCAUGCCCAACUCUUCCAGUUCCCCACACUGAUGAACGGAGCCAUUCCCAUUCCUCCUUCCAACAUGGACACGCCCUCUCCUCUGCUGCUCACGUCCAGCUCCCACAAGUCCUGAUGCCAGCAGGAAGCUGGUUCCAGAGGGGAUGAGGACGGUCAGACCAUCAUCAUCAAGGAGCAGACCAUCCUUAAGCUUGGAUGAAGU
Messenger RNA from Xiphophorus maculatus (southern platyfish), 1477 nucleotides. RefSeq names its product ETS domain-containing protein Elk-3-like (gene elk3). Gene Ontology annotation, molecular function: DNA-binding transcription factor activity, RNA polymerase II-specific; sequence-specific DNA binding. Gene Ontology annotation, biological process: regulation of transcription by RNA polymerase II; cell differentiation. The transcript is spliced from 5 exons. Gene Ontology annotation, cellular component: nucleus. The record is from RefSeq and is a predicted model, not a curated record. The coding region runs from base 260 to 1390 and encodes 376 amino acids. Lineage: Eukaryota; Metazoa; Chordata; Actinopteri; Cyprinodontiformes; Poeciliidae.